Dentiscutata erythropus is the source of this 305-nucleotide messenger RNA. NCBI's taxonomy places the organism in Eukaryota, Fungi, Glomeromycota, Glomeromycetes, Diversisporales, Gigasporaceae. The record is from the annotation of a GenBank genome assembly.
AUAUACUUGAAUCAGAUAAUCAAGAAAAUAAUAGUUUAGGUAAUAGUUUUUAUAAUAGUCUCGAUUAUAAUUUUGAUGAUGAAUCAAGUAAUAGUUCUGAUGAUGAAUCAAAUGAUGAAUUAGAUAAUGAGUUAAAUAAUGAAAUAGAUAUUAAAUUGGAUAAUAAGUCAGAUAAUGAAUCAAAUGAUGAAUUAAAUAAUGAAUUAGAAGAUGAAUUAAAUAAUGAACUAGAUAGUGAUGAGUUAAAUAAUGAAUUGCAACCUGAUAAUUAUUUAGACGAUGAUUAUUAUAAUAAUAGUAAGUAA